Marasmius oreades (fairy-ring Marasmius) is the source of this 504-nucleotide messenger RNA. RefSeq lists its product as uncharacterized. The record is from RefSeq and is a predicted model, not a curated record. NCBI's taxonomy places the organism in Eukaryota, Fungi, Basidiomycota, Agaricomycetes, Agaricales, Marasmiaceae. The transcript has a single exon. The coding region runs from base 1 to 504 and encodes 167 amino acids.
AUGCUCCUCAAAGCCACAAUUCAAUGCCACCUCGGAGACAAGGUUCCCCAUUCUAUUGAGGAUCUUCGCGAGAGAUUCGACUCGGAUCUCCCCCGUUUGUUCUUGUUCACCGCCCUUACACGGUUCUCCGAUGGUUUCCCUGGUACCAAACACUUCCAGCUGGCAAAUCUCCAUUAUUGGUCGUCUGAUCCCAAAGGACGCUCAGUGACGACAGAGAAUGAACACAUAGCGCUUCGUUCCUUACUUAUGUUCCUAGAGUCACGGCAUCCAUGGACACUCGAAUGCUCGGCACGUACGACUUCAUGCGAAGUUUUCAAGAGGUUAAACGGUUCAAUCCUAAUAUGUAUGACCGAUGAGAUGCCCGUUAUUGAACGUAUGGUUACUCUUAGAUCCCACUGCCUGUUCUGCCUGUUUCCCGGGAUCGCCCUCCCUUACCAACCGCCAACCAACCACUGCCGAAAAUGGAGAUCUUAUGGAAGUGUAUGUUUCGUCUUCCUCUGGUGA